AUGGCAGCUCCCAUCAACGUCUUGAUGAUUGGUACCGGCGAGUACACCACUGGCUUUGUUGGCACCGGUGGCUCAGCCUCGGACAAAAAGGUCGGCGUCGUCGGCCUCACCCUCUUUGACCUGCGCCGUCGGGGCAAGGUCGAGAAGCUCGGCAUGGUAGGCGUCAACGGCACCAAGUUCCCCGCUAUACGCGAGCACCUCGAGAAGAACAUCACCCAAGUCUACAACGGCCUCGACACCUCGUUCGACUCCUUCCCCGCCAACGACCAAAAGGACCCCGACGCCUACAAGGCCGCCAUCGACGGCCUCAAGGCCGGCGACGCCAUCACCAUCUUCACCCCCGACCCGACGCACUUCCCCAUUGCCCUCUACGCCAUCGAGCGCGGCAUCCACGUGCUCAUCACCAAGCCCGCCGUCAAGCUCCUGGAGCACCACCAGGAGCUCAUCCAGCGCGCCGAGGAAAAAGGCGUCUACGUCUUCAUCGAGCACCACAAGCGCUUCGACCCGGCCUACUCGGACGCGCGCUUCAAGGCCAAGACCCUCGGCGACUUCAACUACUGGUACUCGUACAUGUCGCAGCCCAAGUACCAGCUCGACACGUUCAAGUCCUGGGCCGGCCGCGAGUCGGAUAUUUCCUACUACCUCAACAGCCACCACAUCGACAUUUGCGACUCCAUGGUCCAGGACCGCUACGUGCCCGUCAAGGUGUCGGCCUCGUCCUCCAAGGGCGUCGCCGUCGCCCGCGGCUGCGUCGACGAGACCGAGGACACCAUCUCCGUGCUCGUGACGUGGGCGAAAAAGGACGACCCCAGCAAGCGCGCCGUCGGCGUCUACACGUCCUCCUGGACGGCCCCCGAGCGCGCGGGCGUCCACACCAACCAGUACUUUCACUACCUGGCGGCCGACGGCGAGAUCCGCGUCGACCAGGCUCAUCGUGGGUACGACGUCGCCGACGACAAGGCCGGCCAGCUGCAGUGGUUUAACCCGUUUUACAUGCGCUACGCGCCCGACGAGGACGGCAACUUCAACGGCCAGACGGGCUACGGCUAUAUCUCCAUUGAGAAGUUUGUGGAUGGCUGCCGCGCGGUGAAUGAGGGUCGCCUGAAACCGGCGGAUCUGGAUGCCAAGGGCCUGCCGACGCUGCGCAACACGAUUGCCACGACGGCGAUUCUGCACGCUGGUCGCAAGAGCAUUGACGAGGGCCGUGAGAUAGGCAUCGUUGUCGAGAAUGGUGUGUGGAAGCUAGUUUAG
This is a messenger RNA of Akanthomyces muscarius, 1251 nucleotides long. RefSeq lists its product as uncharacterized. Gene Ontology annotation, biological process: NADPH regeneration. Bases 1 to 1251 code for a protein of 416 amino acids. The record is from RefSeq and is a predicted model, not a curated record. NCBI's taxonomy places the organism in Eukaryota, Fungi, Ascomycota, Sordariomycetes, Hypocreales, Cordycipitaceae. Gene Ontology annotation, cellular component: cytoplasm. The transcript is spliced from 2 exons. Gene Ontology annotation, molecular function: oxidoreductase activity; nucleotide binding.